CUUCGGGGCGAAAUGGGGAGUCUUCUUUGGAAACGGGAAUGAGGUCGCCCAGGGGGUGUGUUGGACGCCAGGCCCCGGUGAGGGGCGCGGCUCUGCUGCAUCUGUUAAAAAACCGCCCUCAGCUUCAGCCUUGCACCUCAAUUAAGGCGGCAAAAGGCGGAAUUCUCAUGCUUUUGAGUUCGUGCGAAAUGCUUUCCCUCGCCUCGGCCCUGAAAAACGAAUGCACAGUAUUAAAACUCAGUAUGGCAACAAAAGCCCUGGUAAUACACCGGGGGUUAAAGGGAAGGAUUCCAGGUUCAGGGGUGUAGCUUUCCCGCUGGGCUUGAACAGAAGAAUUUGUCACGAGCUGAAGAUGGUUUUAAAUGAGAUGAACGGAGAUGGGUCUGAGCAAGAGGAUACCAGAUGCCUGGAGCCUGAUGUCAUUGCCAAGGGAAAUAUACUUGAGACCUUUUCAGAGAGUAAGGAGAUACAGGAGUUGAUUAAUUCUCUCAGAUCAGUGCAUGAAGACCUAUCAUCGAGAGAAACAGUGCUUGAAAAAUUUAAAGUUAUAUUGAACAAUUAUCAGGAACAGCCUCACCUUUUGGAUCCACAUUUAGAGUCAAUGUUGAAUUCACUGCUGCUUAUUAUCCAGGAUGAAGCAUCUCCCUGUUCUUUAAUUCAUCUGACCUUUCAAUUUCUUUACAUCAUUUCAAAGGUACGAGGGAAUAAAACUUUCCUUCGCAUGUUUCCUCAUGAAGUAAUUGAUGUACAACCUGUCUUGGAUAUGCUGGAAUCUCAGAAUCCUAAAGACUAUGAGACCUGGGAGACACGCUACAUGCUCUUGUUGUGGUUGUCUGUAACAUGCCUGAUCCCGUUUGAUUUGGCACGGCUGGAUGGAAAUAUCUCUUCCCAAGAAGGAUGCCCUCGAGUGCCAACAAUGGAUCGCAUCCUCAAAGUGGCAAAAUCCUAUUUGAUUGUAAGUGACAAAUCUCGAGAUGCAGCUGCAGUUUUGGUCUCAAAGUUUAUUACCCGCCCUGAUGUCAAACAAAAAAGAAUGGCAGACUUCCUGGACUGGACCCUUUCAACGUUAUCUAAAUCCUCCUUUCAGACUAUGGAGGGAACUAUUGUAAUGGAUGGCAUGCUUCAAGCCCUGGCACAACUUUUUAAACACGGCAAAAGGGAAGACUGUUUGCCAUAUGCUUCUACAGUGCUUGACUGCCUUGAUAACUGCAAGCUCUCUGGAAGUAACCAAACACUCCUUCGCAAGUUGGGAAUGAAACUUGCUCAGCGACUUGGCCUGACAUUUCUUAAGCCAAAGGUGGCAAAGUGGAGGUAUCAACGGGGUUUCCGAUCUUUAGCUGCAAAUUUGACGUUUUCUGCAAGUAGUCCUGUUGUACAGGAAGAAAUAAAUGCAACGGCUGUCAAGGAGGAGGAAGAAGAAGAGGAAUAUGACAUCCCAGGAGAGAUUGAAAAUGUUAUAGAGCAAUUGCUGAUUGGACUGAAAGACAAGGACACCAUUGUCAGAUGGUCUGCAGCAAAAGGGAUCGGGAGACUGACUGGAAGGCUACCAAAAGAGCUGGCUGAUGAUGUAGUUGGAUCUGUCUUAGAUUGCUUCAGUUUCCAGGAAACUGAUAAUGCUUGGCAUGGUGGAUGUUUGGCUCUGGCGGAAUUAGGAAGAAGAGGGUUGUUACUUCCCUCCCGGCUCUCAGAUGUUGUUCCUGUGAUUUUAAGAGGACUGAGCUACGAUGAGAAGCGAGGAGCUUGCAGUGUCGGCUCUAAUGUUCGGGAUUCUGCUUGUUAUGUAUGUUGGGCUUUUGCUCGUGCCUAUGACCCCUUAGAACUGAGACCAUUUGUCAAUCAGAUUUCAAGUGCCCUGGUUAUAACUGCUAUAUUUGACCGUGAUAUUAAUUGCAGAAGAGCUGCCUCGGCUGCCUUCCAGGAGAAUGUUGGUAGACAGGGUACUUUCCCACAUGGGAUUGACAUUUUGACUGCAGCUGAUUAUUUUGCGGUUGGAAGCAGAGCGAAUUGUUUCCUCAAUAUAAGUGUAUAUAUUGCUGGGUUUCCUGAGUAUACACAGUCAAUGAUUGAUCACCUGGUUAACAUGAAGAUCAACCACUGGGAUCCUGUUAUUCGGGAUCUUUCAAGCAAAGCUCUGCAUAAUAUCACACCACAGGCUCCAGAAUAUAUGGCAAACGAAGUUUUACCAAAACUGCUGCCAUUGGCGAUUGGCACAGAUCUUCAUACUCGCCAUGGAGCAAUUCUGGCAUGUGCUGAGAUCACUCACGCCUUGAGUAAACUAGCAGAAGAAAACAAGAGAUCCAUUACAUCAUAUUUGGAUGAAAAAGCCUUGGAAGGACUUAAACAGAUUCAUGUGGAGCUUUCCCGUCGUCAGUUGUAUCGGGGUUUAGGUGGAGAACUAAUGAGGCCAGCUGUCUGCGCUUUAAUUGAAAAGUUAUCACUUUCAAAAAUGCCUUUUAGAGGAGAUCCCAUAAUAGUUGAAUGGCAGUCGCUGAUAAAUGACACUUUCAAAAGUCUCCACCUUGUUUCAAGCAAUGCAAAGCAACAAAUAAAGGAAUCGGCAGUCGCUGCAUUAGCUGCUCUGUGUAAUGAAUACUACUACAUUGAAGGGGAGGGAGCAAAUCCAGCUCAGCAAGAUGAGCUGGUAAAUCAAUACAUUUCAGGCCUUCAGAGCCAUGAGGAAAUGACUCGGUGUGGCCUUUCAUCAGCCUUGGGUGCCCUUCCUAGGUUUCUUCUAAAAGGCAAGCUUCAGGAGGUUUUAGACGGCUUAAAGGGAGUCACUUCCAUUUCCCCUCAGCAUGUGAGCUUUGCUGAAUCCAGAAAAGAUGGCCUAAAAGCUAUUUCAAAGGUUUGCCGAACAGUAGGUGUGAAAGGGGAAGGAUCACCAGCUGAAGUUGUAUGCAGGAAUAAUGUCACGGAGAUAUACAACACAUUGCUGGAUGGUCUUAAUGAUUACACAACGGACAGUCGGGGUGAUGUUGGAGUAUGGGUGAGAGAAGCUGCUAUGACCAGUUUAAUGGAAAUGACCCUUUUGUUAGCACGGACUGAGCCAGAGCUAAUCGAUGCAAAUGUCUCCAAGCGGAUCAUGUGCUGUGUGGCUCAGCAAUCAGCUGAAAAAAUUGACCGAUUUCGAGCCCAUGCGGGAUCUGUGUUCCUCACACUUCUGUACUUUGACGACCCUCCAAUUCCACACAUACCCCACCGGGAAGAUUUGGAAAAAAUAUUUCCCAGGUCAGAGGCAGUAGCCUUAAACUGGAAUGCUCCAUCACAAGCCUUUCCCAGAAUCACACAGCUUCUGAGUUUGCCAUCUUAUCAAUACCAUGUUCUGACAGGACUGACCGUGUCUGUUGGUGGAUUGACCGAAUCAACAGUAAGGUGCUCAUCACAGAGCCUGUUCAGCUAUCUGAAGGGAAUUCAGAGCAAUAUGGAUGCAAUGAACAGCUUUUGUGAUACGCUGCUCAAGGUCUUUGAGGACAAUCUGCUGAAUGACAGGAUAUCUGUACCGUUGCUGAAGAUGCUGGACCAGAUAUUGGCCAAUGGCUGCUUUGAUAUUUUUCUAACUGAAGAGAACCACCCAUUUCCUAUGAAGUUACUCACACUCUGUAAAGAAGAGAGCAGAAGAUCUAAAGAUAUCCAGAAACUUCGCUCCAGCAUUGCAGUGUUUUGUGGUCUGAUCCAGUUUCCAGGCAGCAUGAGAGAGAAAGUUCUGUUUCAGCUCCUCCUCCUCCUUUGCCAUCCAUUUCCUGUUAUAAGAAAGACAACAGCCAGUAAUGUGUAUGAAAUGCUCAUAACCUACAGUGAUAUUGCUGAACCGGAUAUUAUAGAGGAGGUCAUGACAAUUCUAAGUGACACUAACUGGGAUGCAGAAUUGCCAUUUCUGAGGAAGCAGCGCAACUAUCUCUGUGACUUAAUGAAAGUGCCCAAACCACAACUAGCAGCUAAGAGCACAUAAUUGAAAACAGUCAAUAUUAGGAAAACAAGUUCUUCAGAGCAGUAGAUACAACGGAGGAAGGAGCUACUGUCACAGCAACUUGAAAAGUCAGGAUUGUGGAAGCGUCUUUUUAGAAGCUGUGUGCAGAAGGAGUUUUAAACUCAAAUAUAUGUUAACAAAACAAAAGUCUAUUUCUAGUCACUCCUUAAUCUCUAACCACAAGAUGGCAGUUUGGUCACAUGUUAUUCUCUUUCAUGUUCAAUAUGUAUGCUGAUGUUUUGUGUUUCUUUCCCCAAACUAGAUUAAACAUCUAUUGGAAAGAUCAUCCUACCAGCAUUUCUUGUAUAGUCCAUCUUCUUCAGCUGUUAGCUUGGUUUGCAGUGAAUAGUUAAUGCACCAAUAAAGGCAGUUUGCAUGCACUAAGGGACUUUAUCCUGUCAAAUGAAAUUAUGUACCACUGUUUUUGUAAGAAGAACAAAUGCACAACUCCAGUUGCUGUGCAUAGAAGGGCAGCUAGCAGCUUUGCUGUACGGGAAAGAAGAGAAACACACACUCCAAGCAAAAAGGUUUGUUUGUAUGCUUGGUAUGCAAUGUGGCACAAUGAUGUUCAGGAAAGGGACUAUUGAUGUUCUUGGCAUGUGUGAAGGGCACCAAAACAAUGGGAUCAUAACCUAAAUUCAUUGUGUGAUUUCAACUGGAAAAAUGUUACCUCUAUAAACAGGAAGUAUAGCUGACUCUCCUGUCCCCACCACCAAUUUGAUAUGAAAACUCUCAGCCUGCCAUACAUUAACAUUCACUGGCAGUGUUCAGAUACUGACUGUUUUCUAACAAGAACUACUUCUACAUAACCUUGCUGGUUGUUCCUCUUUAUCAGAUGCUUCUGGCUACAUGCUUAAGACCCUUUCACUGAUGUAAAAUGAGACACCAACCAGAGGGAGGGGCUCACUUUGGUUCUCCAGUCUAGACAAAUUUAUUUUGCACCAUUUUUGCAUAGCCAAAAAUGGGAGUGGGGGAAAAUAACAUUUCCAAAAACAUUCUUUGGAUGCUGCUCACAGCAGCUUAUUGCCCCAGUAGCUCCAGGUAGGAUGUUUAAAAAAACAUCCCCAGGCUUUUCAGACAGUUUUAAACCUGCAGACUGUUUCUGGGCAAGUGCCCUAGGAAUAUAACUGAAGGGUGCUAUAUUAUUAUUUGUAAUAUAUAUUAUCACUACUAUGGAACAGGAGUGCCCUAAAUGACUAGUUAAUCUCACAAUAGGGGCAAAAAUAUAAUGGAGACCGUUUCCAAGCACCUUUAUGUAAAUUAUAUUCUAAUUCUCGCAUUCAACUUCCACCUAGCCUGAGGUGUAGCCUUUUUAAGCCCUGCAUAUAAACCACAUGUGUCACACAGCAUAGGGGGACUUUACCUUAGAGGAGCCUCCAGCUGUUCCUGUCAAUGCUGGAAUUACACAGGCCCUCACCACUUCUUGAUACAUAGGCCAACUGUAAAUGCACCCUUCUAAAAAACAAUGCAAGAACAAUUGGGUGUGCGUCCCCUAUAAUGCUAGACAUUUCAACGUGUUAGCUAGGGUAGGGUGGGGAAUCAUCAAAGCGGUGGCUUGUCUCAUUUCCUCCAAAAUGCAGGUUGUAAUAGAUCAGCAGGAUCUCAUCCUACUACAGUGGUGCCUCGCUUAACGAAUGCCCUGCUUAACGAAAUUUCCGCUUAACGAAAGGAUUUUUUCGAGCGGAGGUUACCUCGCUAGACGAAUGCGUUUUACGAGAAAUCCGUCUAGCGAAUCGCGGUUUCCCAUAGGAAUGCAUAGAAAUUCAAUUAAUGCGUUCCUAUGGGCCAAAAAAAAUUCAAUGCAUUCCUAUGGGAUUCGCUAGACGAAUUUUUCGCUAUAAGAAAAGACCCGUGGAACGAAUUAAUUUCGCCUAGCGAGGCACCACUGUAUUCCUUUACAAUGUGUGAUAGGUGCAAAGGAGUGACAACCUUGAAAUGCUAUCAACUGUGGGAAACUCCUUCUGUACACCUUCAGAUCGAGAGCAGCAUUCACAGAAAGAUUAGAUUGUAUACUAAGCUUUGCUGUCACUCCAACAUUAGCUGUCCCCCCCUUUUAAAGGAAAUACAAGAAGUAUUUCACCUUUUAAUUUACUAAUACCUGUUUUGAGGAAUUCCUUUGGAGGUGAGAGCAGAAACAGGCUAGCAUCUCCUCUGGUUUGUCUAGCAACAUAAAGCCUUCCAGUGCACCAUAUUCUUCAGUUAAAAUGAUAAUAAUCCACAGCUUCCUUCAGAUUCAACAGCUUCAAGUUUUCCUCAAACUGUCCACCUGUCAAAUCCUGUCAAAACAAAGAUCAAUUAGUUGAAUCUGUCUGACAUACUUAGAUUUCAAAGACCCUUCUUUACAGGAGUGUAUAUGGUUGGUGUUUUUUUUUGUUUGUCUGUCUGGUUGGUUGUAAAUCACUUUGGGUUGCUGUGGGCAAGUUAAAAGUUGUGCUAAGAGAUACAGUUAAUAGUUUGUACUCCUUCCUUCUCAACCCUUGCUUCUUUUCCUGCCCCGAAACUAUGUAAAUCCUCUAUGAAACCACAACACUUCUGUGAUGCAAGCAUACAAUAUUAAUAUUUAGUCACAGCAACAGUCAUUGUCAGUUGAACUGAGUCCAAUACGGGUGUGUAGGAUUCUCUUCCUAACAUGUUAAGCUUGUAGGAACAUUUCGACUACAAUCACACUGUAAAGUCCAAUAAUUUAAGGACUUAAACUUGAGCAUUUUCCAUUUCAUGCCCUUUUACUGUAUGUGGGAUACCUGCAUAUCUUACUGGUAAGUCUGAAGGGAGUUUAUUGUCAGUCUAGGAUAUUUUUUGGGGGGGGGGAGUGCAAGUCUGAAAUAAAUUUGAUCCAUAUUAUAACGAUUACGAUCUAUUAAUAGAGGUUUCAUUAUUCCAGAUAAGAAAUGACCAGAGAGCAUAGCCAGGGGGUUCCAGCAGUAUACUGGGUCAUACAAAUACUGGCUUAUCAGAGCUCAUCAGGUCUCCCAUCCCUCUUGACACUUGCACAUGCUGAUGACAUUGCUCUGCCCCCCCCCC
Messenger RNA from Zootoca vivipara (common lizard), 6988 nucleotides. NCBI's taxonomy places the organism in Eukaryota, Metazoa, Chordata, Lepidosauria, Squamata, Lacertidae. The record is from RefSeq and is a predicted model, not a curated record.